AUGGAGAAGCAGCUUAUCCUCAUCAUUGGCGCUGGCCUCGCCGGGCCCGCCCUGGCCCUUUCCCUCGCUCGUCACUCCAUCAAGUCCACAAUCUUUGAGAUCCGGCCCUCCCUUAGCGAGCCUGGUGGAUCCAUCACUCUCGCCGCCAACGCCGUUCGAGCGCUCACCUUACUCGGCGGAGACGAGCUUAUCGCCCGGAUUCAGGCGGCAGGGUUCGUAUAUACCCGGAUGACGGCGUUUCUGAGCACGGGGUAUCGGUAUGGUGAUCUCGUUGUUGGGGAGGAGGGGGAAGGCGGGGUGCCGGCAGUGAGGAUCAUGCGGACAGCCUUGAACAAGCUCUUACUAGAGGAAUGUGAGAAGAAGGGAGUAGACGUACGAUGGGGGAAGAAGCUGGAGAGCAUCAGAGAGGAUGACGGAGGUGUCACUGCGGUCUUUGAGGAUGGUUCCAUCAAGCAGGGCUCAGCGCUCAUUGGCGCGGACGGUAUCCACUCCUUCACUCGCCAACACGUCCUGCCUGAACCCCCAAAGCCCACUUACGCCGGCUCCUGCGUCAUCAACGGCUUCCUCCCCCGCUCGUCCGUCACUACACCCACACCCGAUUAUCCCUUCCCUGCUAUGAUCUUCUCCCCCUCUGGUCUCCUCAUGACCAUCCCCAUCGACCCGUCCGGCCAGCAGCUCGCAUGGGGUAUCACCAAGACCGUUCCCGACGACAAGGGUCGGGCCGGAUGGGCAGCGUACGAGUCCUCCGGCGCGGCCUACGCGGACGCCAAAGCCGACUUUGACAAUAUCACAACCGAGCCCAUCCGGUCCCUCCUCGACAACGCCGAUGCCAAGACAGCGAAGCUAUGGGCGGCUUACUCCAUCCCGGAUCUGCCGAGGUGGCAUCGCGGUCGGGUCUGCCUCAUCGGGGACGCGGCGCAUGCUCUCCCUCCAAACGGCCAGGGAUCCGCCAUGGCGUUCGAGGACGCGGCGCUCCUCGUCAGGCUCUUGACCGACUCGAAGGCGAUGGAGAGGGGAUAUGAGGCGGUCUUUGGGCAUUGGGAGACGGUGCGCAGAAAGCGGGUGGAGGAUGUCAAGAAGCAUAGUAAGGUCGGAGGGAUGAUGAAGAGUAGUCAUCAUCCCGAGUCGUGGGCGUGGUGGGCGAAGACCUGGCUGUUCUGGCUGUUUAUCACGGUGAAGAACAGGGGGGUCGUACAGGCUGGAGCAGGGUUCUCGGGGUAUGAUGUGAUGACGGAGAACAUUGAGGUGGAGUAG
Messenger RNA from Dioszegia hungarica, 1254 nucleotides. Its product is annotated as putative kynurenine 3-monooxygenase. NCBI's taxonomy places the organism in Eukaryota, Fungi, Basidiomycota, Tremellomycetes, Tremellales, Bulleribasidiaceae. The coding region runs from base 1 to 1254 and encodes 417 amino acids. The record is from RefSeq and is a predicted model, not a curated record. Gene Ontology annotation, molecular function: monooxygenase activity; FAD binding. The transcript is spliced from 2 exons.